Molecule: messenger RNA, 627 nt
Organism: Rotaria sp. Silwood2
Lineage: Eukaryota; Metazoa; Rotifera; Eurotatoria; Philodinida; Philodinidae
Source: the annotation of a GenBank genome assembly
AUGGUUUCAUUAGCAAAAAAAUCACCGGAAGAACGAUUGAAUAUUUGUCGUAAAUAUUAUUUAGGUGGUUUUGCUUUCUUACCACUUCUUUGGCUUAUAAAUGCUAUUUGGUUUUAUAAACAAGCAUUUAAAGUUGAACCAUAUCCUCAACAAGCAGAAAUUCGAAAAUAUGUGAUUCGAAGUGCAAUCGGUACACUUAUUUGGUGUAUUAUUAUUAUUACAUGGAAUAUUAUGUUUCAAGUAUUUCGUACUAAAAUGGGUUCUGCUGGAGAUUAUUUAACAUUUGUUAGUACAGCAGUUGCUAUUGGACUUGGUUUAGCUGUUGUUGGAUUUGCAGGUCGUUAUCUCGUUCGACAUGGGAAAAUAAUAGCAGAAAGUUUGAAUAAAACAAGUGGAGUUAUCGCUGAAGGGCUUUCAUCAAAAUAUUAUAAAGGUGGAUUUGAUCCAAAAAUGAAUCGACGUGAAGCAGCACUUAUAUUAGGUGUUAGUCCAACAGCAAAUAAAAUACGAAUACGUGAUGCAUAUAAACGAUUGAUUGUUCUCAAUCAUCCAGAUCGAGGUGGAUCACCGUAUAUUGCUGCAAAGAUUAAUGAAGCAAAAGAUUAUUUUGAAAGUGGUGCCAAAUGA